UUAGCGAUCGUCAAAACGUUAUUAAAGUUGAAACGUCACGCAGCAAAUGUAAAUAUUAAAAAAAAUACACGAUAGAAAGAAGGAUUACGUUGUAAAAAGCAUGUGCUCCCAAGUUUAUAAAUUGCCACUUCUCUUAUUACCGAAUGUCAAGGCUCGAUCGUUUCUGCACUCACGCGCACGUAACUCGAUGAACUUUGCAAAAACCACGUGUAUAAGUAAUAAGCCGAAGUCGCCCGUACUCGGGUUUCACUUUUGAGUCGUCGUUUACACAGUCCGCAGAGCUCCGAGUGUGCGCGAUACGCGUGGGUGGUUGGAGCGACGCCGCAUCGCAGCCAACUCAUCGAGUAUAUUUAUAGUGGGAUAUAAUAUAAAGAUAUAUAUAUACAUAUACUCAUUGACAUGUGGUAGUGCGAAUGUUUACAUGGCGCGUUUAGUCGUAAACUUGAAACUAAUCCGCAGAUCGACUGUACUGCGCAGGACGUCGUGUGAUUCGAGAUCCUGCAAAUUCUGCCUUUGAUAAUCGCCGCUCGCACGUAUUAUAUUAUACGGAAGCGAGUAUAAUUAAGGGACUCUAAUGAGCAAAAAAUUAUCGUCGUCGCUUCGAUUCGCUAGCGUAGUAAGUGCCGGGAGCCCCCGACUCAACAUUGUUUAUCGUACAGCGAUACAAUGACAUUGACUCGAAAAAGCGAGCCGAUAAAAAGCGACGGCGCGCCGGGCUCGAGCUGGCGAUUGCGUCGCCGAAAGCCCCACUAUGAUAUGGAUCAAUCACCCGAAGCUGCUCCUGUUCAAAACUUGAAAAAUUUCAACCUGCUUCUUUAUAUUACCGAAGCGGCCGGAAUUCUAUUGAUUAUAUUAGUUGGAAUAUGGACCAUCAGUUAUCGCGGAGGAUUUGCGUGGAGGUCGCAGCCAGGCUUAGAGUUCAACUGGCAUCCUCUGUUGAUGACCAUCGGUCUAGUAUUUUUGUACGCGAACGGAAUGCUGAUUUACAGAACUCAAAGGACUGUACGAAAAAGGCGCUUGAAGUUGAUUCAUUCUGGAAUCAUGAUAUUUACAGUAUUACUUACAGUAAUCGGACUUGUAGCAGUGUUCGACAGUCAUAAUCUAGCUAUUGAUAAACCCAUUCCUAAUAUGUACUCGUUACAUAGCUGGAUAGGUUUGGCAAGUGUCAUUCUAUUUUGUUGCCAGUGGCUAGCUGGAUUUUUAUCAUUCCUGUACCCAGUCGUGCAACAGUCAACGCGAGCUGCUUACAUGCCCAUUCACGUUUAUUUCGGCACUGCUGGUUUCGUGGGGACCAUUGCCGCUUGCUUGAUGGGUUUGACUGAAAAGGCUUUUUUUACUUUGAAAGAUGCAACACCUUACAGUGAUUUGCCCAGUGAAGGAGUACUGGUUAAUAUAAUUGGUCUUGCUUUUGUUAUUUUUGGAGGCUUAGUUGUGUAUUUAGUUUCACAAGAAGCAUACAGAAGACAUCCUCAACCUGAAGAUGAUAUAUUAUUGGAAAGAAGAAAGAACUAAAAGUUAUAACUAAAAAUAUUUCUGAAAUAUUUGAUUUUUAUAGUUAAAAUGUGGUGCUGAUAAAGCUUUAUCAAUCAGGAUUUUUUCUUUUAAUACCAAUUUGAAAUUAAAAAACAUUUCAUUUAUUGGUGCUACAAUUCCCAAUGUCAUAGUUCAUUAGAAAAAUGGUGCAAUAUUGUCAAAUUUUGAAAACACUUUGGUGCAUAGAUAUUUAUACAUAUCCAGACUUUUUGUAUUUAAAUUUUUAAGUCUUUUAAGUUGUUUAGUUAGAUUUUUCAAAGAAAAUAAAUAUAUAAUUUUUAACUAAACUAUGCUUUUUCAUACAGCAAAUUACAUGUUUCUUCAUUAACAUUAAACACAUUUCCUUCUUUUUAAUUUAGACUUAGUAAUCCAAAUCAAAACCUUCAUAUUUUUUAGAAAAACAAUAUAAUAUUACUUUAACUAUUACACGUAAAUAUUUGUUGAAUAAUAAAUAUU
Molecule: messenger RNA, 1989 nt
Organism: Trichogramma pretiosum
Lineage: Eukaryota; Metazoa; Arthropoda; Insecta; Hymenoptera; Trichogrammatidae
Product: cytochrome b reductase 1
Exons: 5
Coding region: 667-1512 (281 amino acids)
Molecular function (GO): oxidoreductase activity
Source: RefSeq, a predicted model, not a curated record